This is a messenger RNA of Ziziphus jujuba (common jujube), 970 nucleotides long. RefSeq lists its product as uncharacterized. Gene Ontology annotation, biological process: maturation of SSU-rRNA from tricistronic rRNA transcript (SSU-rRNA, 5.8S rRNA, LSU-rRNA). Gene Ontology annotation, cellular component: nucleus. The coding region runs from base 254 to 628 and encodes 124 amino acids. The transcript has 4 exons. Lineage: Eukaryota; Viridiplantae; Streptophyta; Magnoliopsida; Rosales; Rhamnaceae. The record is from RefSeq and is a predicted model, not a curated record.
AACACCCUAACUUUUCGCUGUUCGUUCUCUUUCUCUCCCAAAUGAUGACAUUAACAAAAUUCAAGUUUUUAACUUUCUGUUUUUUCUUUUCUUUUCUCUCUGCCAGAGAGAGGAAGAGAAUACUGGGAUUUCUUGAAGAGAAAAGAGAGAGACCAAAAAGUGUUUGAAAGCAUUAAAUUAAAAAAAAAAAAAAAAGGGUUUUGCUUUUGUGUGGUUUUGAAGGGUGUGUAUAUAAUAUUAUGAAUUUUUUUCCAUGGAAUCCAUGAGAAAGAGUGCUAAUAAUAUUAUACCCUCUUCUUCUACCACCCUACAAAACCCAGAAGCAGUCUCUCAUCUCCAAGAGAGCAUUGCGUCUGUUCUUUCUCGAUGGACCGGCUUGCAAAUGGCCGUCCAUAACCAAUGGGGCGGACAUGACUCUUUCGAGAAAUCCCGAAAACUUGCUGCAGACAUCUUCUCUUGGCUGUCUCAGUCCAAAGCACGGCUUUACGUGGAAGACGUAGAGAAUUUUCUCCAUGAAUGUAUGCUUCUCACUUUCAACACAGAUUUGGAGGAUGGCAGCAUCGAGGAGGUAGCAGAAGAAUUAAUGAGUAUACAUGAAGAGUACUUGCAAGGAAAUCAAUCAAUGUGAAGGGAACACACAACCUUAAAGUUCUGUAUAAUAUAAUAUGGUUGUCAGAGUACUAAAUUGUGAAAUUGUGAAACAAUGACAAAAGAUGUGAUAUAUCAAGAUGGUAUAUACAUAAAGGAAUUGGUAUUUCAAAAUACUAAUUGUAGACCCCUGUUUUUCGCUUUUUGGCUGGUAGGCACUUUGAUAUAUGCAUAAUUGAGAGGUUGUAUUAAUGGUACUGGACUAUGUUUGCAAUAUAUGAAACUUCAAGUACUUAACAUUCAAUCUAGCUAUGCUAUUUGUUAAGCCAAAGUUAGCUAGUAAUAUGUUUGUUAAUUCUUACUCUCUUGAUUAUUAAUUUUA